Molecule: messenger RNA, 4351 nt
Organism: Mytilus trossulus (common blue mussel)
Lineage: Eukaryota; Metazoa; Mollusca; Bivalvia; Mytilida; Mytilidae
Product: anoctamin-10-like
Exons: 13
Coding region: 178-2208 (676 amino acids)
Source: RefSeq, a predicted model, not a curated record
CAGUACGUCGCUGUCGGCUAUACUUUUACUUUUAAUUGUACUGGUUUACUGUUCGAUAUUCUCUGCUGCAAGAAUCAGUACAUAUAUAUAGUUUCAAAAUUUUCAAGAAAGUGAGUGACAGUGGAUGUUUACAAAUUUUCCAGGAUCAUGCAAGUUUAACAGGAAAAUUGUGUAAACAUGGCUACAGAGAGAAUACAAAGUGUGUCAAUGGUAAAGACAUCAUCUAGUGAUUUCCAGCCUCUUGUUAUUAUACAGUUUCCAACUUCUUCUAAGCAAGCAGCAAUAGAAUGGUUAGUUGCCAAACUACAGGCCACCAGGGCCUCAGGAGGAGCUGAAUUAGAGGUGUCUACUGUUGUCAUGCAUCAUAAUCAGGAAACAGUUUUGUAUGUAGGGGGCACCACUGAAAGGCUGUUGCUAGGAGCAGAUAUGAUGGAUAUGGAGAAGAAGUAUGGGGAUGGAAAUUACAGAGAAUUCUCAAUACAUGAUGCACACAAUUUCUUAGGAUCUGAGGAUCUCGAUUCCUUUCUUACUAUGGCAGAAAAGCAGAAGAUAAUAUUGCAUGAAAUUGAGGCUGUCAGAGCAACAGAGGAGGACCCUCAUAUACCUGGGUAUGAAAAUAUCAAGUUGUAUCCAGGGAAAAGUAUAAUUAAAAAGUACCAGAGUAGAAAUAUAUUGACAACAGUUUUCCCUAUUCAUGAUGAUGAAUAUUUGAAGAAGUUAGGAGCUGAAUGGUAUCAGAUGAAGCAUGCAUUUAAACAACAACCAAUAGAUAGAAUUCAGUAUUACUUUGGAGAUAAAAUAGCUCUUUAUUUUGCAUUCUUGGGAUUUUAUACAAUAGCCCUGCUUCCUCCUGCUAUGAUUGGCAUUAUUUAUUUUGUAACAUCAUGGGAGAGCAUGUACAGAGAAGCCAUUUUUUCUGUGUUCAAUUUGAUUUGGGCAACAUUGUUUUUGGAGGCAUGGAAACGAUACAAUGCAGAACUGUCUUUUAGAUGGGGGACUACUGACAUUGUAUCAUCAAAAUUUGAAGAGCCAAGAGCAAACUUUUAUGGAACAAUUGGUAGAAAUGUUGUCACAGGCAAACCAGAGCCAGUUUAUCCCAAAUGGAAACGUGUUGCAAGAUUCUAUGGUGUGACCGUACCUGUAGUUGCCUUUUGGCUAGUUGUUGCAUUUUAUGUGAUGUUGGGAUACUUCUUUUUACAAGCAUUAGCAGAUAAGAAGUAUGAAAAUGACAAAUCUUGGUUUAAUAUGGGUGUCUUAUAUCUCCCAACGGCAAUCUACGCAAUUAUCAUUGGAGUUGUGAACACUAUUUAUAGAAGUGUUGCCAAGAAACUGAAUGAUUGGGAAAACCACAGAUUACAGUCGUCUUAUGAUAACCAUUUCAUCAUCAAACUAAUUCUGUUUGACUUUGUGAAUUGUUUUAUAAGUUUGUUCUAUGUGGCAUUCUACCUACAAGAUAUGACUCUUCUCAGGAGUCAUUUGGCAGCUCUUUUGAUAACACAGCAAGUGAUUGGUCAGAUCAAAGAAGCCAUGGUUCCAUUUAUUUUCAUGCGCCGUAGGAAGAGACAGGUAGAUGAAUUACUAAAGAAAACAUCUACAGUAGAGAAGGUGGAAUAUUACAACAAUGAAGUAGAUGAUGGAUUACAGAAACAGGUCAAUUUAGAAACUACCAUGGAUGAAUAUGAGGGCACACUGGAUGACUACUUGGAGAUGUUCCUACAAUUUGGUUAUGUCUUCUUGUUCUCUUCUGCAUUCCCAUUGGCUGCUGUGUGGGCAUUGUUAAACAAUGUCACAGAAAUUAGAUCUGAUGCAUUUAAAAUGUGUAAAGUCUUUAGAAGACCAUUCUCUGAAACAGCCUCCAAUAUUGGUGCUUGGCAGCUAGCCUUUGAGUUGAUCAGUGUAAUGGCUGUUAUUACUAACUGUGCCUUGAUAGGGAUGAAUCCUGAAGUCAAGAAGUUACUACCCACUGAUAUUACACCAGUCAAUACUGUGCUUAUAUUUGUACUGGUUGAGCAUAUUAUAUUAGCUGUCAAGUUUGCAGUAGCCUACUUUAUACCAGAUACACCUAAAUGGGUCCAAGUAGAACUAGCAAGAGUGGCAUUUAAAUCCAAACAAGCUCUUCACAAAGAGAGAUUGGAUGCCUCAACAGCCAAAAGACUGAAAGUUCAGCAAAUGAUGUCCAAAGAUAUGGCAAAACAAACUUCUUUCUGAUGUUGUUUUGGGGUUUUCUUAAAACAAAAUUAUCAUCAAAUAGAUUAUAUCAGCGUUUUUAUCUAAUUUUAGUGUGCUUAAUAUAGUGCUCUAUAAAACAUCUUCUUAUAUUUUGAAAUUUGAAAAUAUAUAAGAAAGGUGAUGUUUUAUUUGUUAAAUUAAUGCUUUUUUGUACCUUUAUAGUUCUGUUUUGAAAACAUUCAAAAUGAGAGUGUACUAAAAUUGAGCCUACUUUUUAUACAAGCUAGAAACAAUACAUUAAUAUUUUAAGCCUUUCAAAGAAUGAGUCAGAGGUAUCUUCAGUCGUGUUUAACCUUUGUUCUGGAUUUGUUUUAAAUAAAGCUGCAACAAUUUAAUCAGUAAUCUACAAAUCUACAAAAAUUGGUAUCCAAUGACUCAGCAUGAACAUUAAUAAAUCCCCAGUAUUACAACUGCUAUUGAUAAUAUACCUCAGUAAACUGCUUAUGAUCAUUAUCUCAGUGUUCACCACUCAUUGUUACCAGUUUGGACCAAAGAUUCUUCUUGAAAAAAUAAACAUGUAUUUACUGUUUUGCUUAUGUUCUUUGGGUAUUUAUUACAUUUGAACAAACUAUGCUCUCUGUUUGAUUUGUGUUUAUGAAAUAUGUUGCAUUCUGAAUUGUGCUUUUGAAAAAUAAAAAUCAGGGUAAAUAGCAAACAGCAAAUCAGGAGAUAUUAUGAUCAUAAAUUUUCAUUUUGAAAGGCAUAUUCAUAAUUUUUUCGAAUAGCAUUCUUUUAUGAUAGCUCAUUUUUCAAUUUUAAAAAAAAUUAAAAACAGAAUAAUUCACUCAUCUAUAAGUAAUUUUUAUUACAGAUAUUCAUUUAGAGCUGGAAUUAUGAGUAUAGUCUUCCAUAGAUUAAUUAAAUAAAUGUAGCAUUGCAAAAAUGUCAAGUGACCAAAUGGAAAUGAGUACUAUGUUUUUGAAUUUAAUUUUAUGAAACAUAACUUAAAAACACUUUUUGGUUUGCAUAAGAGAAUUGCAUUUAACUUUGUUUUGGUACUCAAAACAUGUGAGAUAGUCCAAGACGCACCCUUACUGGAUAGAUGAUUCCAUUGGUAGCAUUGUAGUCUGCCAGAUCUCUACAUAUAAUGGCAUAUAAAUUUUCAAACAUCAUAUUAAGAAUAUAAGUUAAAUAUAGUGCCUAGAUAUCUGCUUUUAUUCUUUUAGUUAAUAAACUGUCAAGUCGACAUGUAUGUUAUAAUACUCAUUGAAGAUUAUUUUAUGCAUAUUUGAAUAAACUGUUUUGUACUUUCCUUUAAAUUAUGUAAAAACUAAUUAUACAUUUGUACUUUUUUAUUUUAACUUGCCUUGGCAUUAUCAUUUCUACUUGAUAGAUUGAUAGCUGAAAUGUGCAAUACAUGUUCAAACUUAGAAAUUAUUCGUCAUAAUAUUUGUGUUAGAUUUUAAGUUAUUUGCAUAUUGAUAUAUCUGUACAUAUUUUGCAUUAUAUGUUGGUUUAUUUUUAUAACUAGACAUUGCUUUGUACAUUUAAACAUCUACUCUCAUACUAAAAUUUCAAUUGACAUAAAAAAAAAUAAAAAAAGAAGGUAUAAAUAAGUGAUUUUCUGAUCCCUAGAUUUUCGUUGUUCUUUAUUGGUUUUGACAUUAAUCAUAACCUUUUAUUUCAAGUGUCAACAUGUAUUUGUUCCACCUUACAGAAUUUCCCAUAGAUCUAUAGAACCAUAGAAUACAUUUAUUAUGCAAAUACUGCAAAUACUGCAAUAUUCCUUCCAGUGGAACUAGUAUUAAAAAAUAUUCCUUCAACUUGGAAAUUGUAUUAUGAUUCAACUUGACAUUAGAACCACUGAUCAAAAACAAAAUAUUUGUCAGAACACUUUUUUGGCCCCUUCAAUUAGAAAAAGUAUGUUUGAUCUUCCUAAUUCUUUUAAUAGCAUCUUUCAGAUUUUCAUAAGACAUAAGUCUGUUGGACAUUGGUAUUUACAGUUUUGAGUUUAGUCAACAUUUAGUGCUUUAAACUUUUUUAUUGAUUGUUGUUUCUAGUUCUUUAAUCUGGUACUUUAUCAGGGUAAACAGCUGCAUAUCUGUAUUCCAAUGUUAACUAGCUUCUUUGUCUUCCAAGACAGGUGGGCGAGUGGUUAAAUCAAACUAAACCAACUAUAUAC